Messenger RNA from Nanorana parkeri, 1685 nucleotides. It is a transcript of the gene RMP64, whose product is annotated as nucleolus and neural progenitor protein. The record is from RefSeq and is a predicted model, not a curated record. The transcript is spliced from 9 exons. NCBI's taxonomy places the organism in Eukaryota, Metazoa, Chordata, Amphibia, Anura, Dicroglossidae. Bases 51 to 1625 code for a protein of 524 amino acids. Gene Ontology annotation, biological process: positive regulation of Notch signaling pathway. Gene Ontology annotation, cellular component: nucleus.
GUUCUUCCGGGGCACGUUGAGCUGUGCGGCAGCGGCACGCUGUUUUAGGAAUGGGGUGCUGUAAUGUGGACACCGAACCCUGGAACCGCCUGCAUAUCCCGCGCCCGGCCAUCCAGUGUCAGGUGACCGUGCCGCUGGGGGACGACACAGAAAAACACAUCAACAGUCUUACAGAGAGUUGCCAAGCAGCACACUCCUUAUUAAAGAGCAAAGGACUGAAUAUUGAAGCUGCUACUCUGGAUUCUGUAUUGUAUGUUUAUCAUCACCGGCUGAGCUGCCAUAAGCCAUAUCUCGCUUUAAAGCAGGUGCAGCAAUGUAUAAGGCGAAUAUGCGCUAUGGGCUUGGAAGCUUCCAUACAAGAGGUGUUGGACUUGUGUCCAAAGAAAACUGAGCUGCAAAUUGCAAGUGAAGUCCCUGUUCCUAGCCAGCCUAUAAUGGAACUAGCAUCUAUGAAGAUUUUGGGUGCUUGCAAACUACUACUGCGUCUCAUGGAUUGCUGCUGCAAGGCCUUCCACUUAUGUCUACAGCACUUGAACUUAGAAGAGUUUAUAGUUCUAAAUGUCGUACUGCUGGGAUUGCUGAGCCGCCUAUGGGUUAUGUACCGAGGAGUUGUGAAAAGACUUAUCUCCUUAUACAGUGCGCAAAUAUUGGUACAACUAGAGGUGUCAGCAUUUCAGAAAAUGCCUUACUUUAAGGACUUUGAGUUCCCUCUCAGGAUUGAAGAUUACCUUGGCCCUAUGUUCGGUGAUUUAGUUAAUAGAAAACUACCUAAAAUGUUCCCCAAAAAGAGCUCUGUACAAUUGCUGAAUACAAUAUUCAAAACUAACAAUGUGGCCACUCAAGAGUUACAAACGCCAAACAUUAGGGGGCCAAAAGAAUCAGGAAGAAGAGUUAUUGAUUUGGGCCAACGAGUUCACAGAUUAAACAGAGACAAGCUGGAUGACUUUGAUGUGAAAGCAUUACUUGCGUCAGAGGGUAACCAUUCCCAUCUCUUAAAUCCAAAAGCAACAAUUAGCAACCCUAAGAGAAAACAAACUCUGCUGUCUCCAAAUGAAAGGAAGUGCAUUAUGCAUCUGUUGCCCAAAAUUCAGAAAGCUUCAAGUUUCAGAUCUCUGUCGGAGCAGCUCCUUUAUGCAGUGAGAUGGUGCAGGAAAAGAAAGCUGAGAAGAGAAGCAAUGUUUUUCAAAUACAAAUACCUUCACAGCAACAGACUGCAGCAGGCUGAGACUCUGGGGUACAGUUUAAAGAAGAAGCUGAAAAGCUGGAAAAAAUCCAUGUGUCAUUGUCUGCGUGAGCGAACCCUGAAGGCAGAUCAUCUGAAGACCUAUUUGAGAAUACAAAGAUGUCACCAGUCCUGGAAGUGGAAGGUCACUUAUUCGAGAAAGCACAAACUUCACAAAUGUCACUUUGCUCAUUCUGAAUCUCAAGUUAAAAGGACAGAUUUAAAACGUUUGUGCUUAGAAUUGUUUUCUAGUGAUCAAGAGGUGUCACCAGUUGCCAAGGAUACUGCUUUAAGAUCUCCGACUUCUGAACCAUUUGUGUCCAGUGCUAGUAUAAAAAAGGCACAAAGAAAUCUUCCAGAGACAGAUGACAUAGACGACAUAUUCUCAUCAAUUGGAAUGUAGAAGCUUUUCAGUUCCCUGGAGAUUGUUGUAGAACCAAUAAAUGCAAUACAUUGUGUUAUA